Messenger RNA from Leishmania mexicana MHOM/GT/2001/U1103, 4176 nucleotides. RefSeq names its product phosphatase-like protein. Bases 1 to 4176 code for a protein of 1391 amino acids. Gene Ontology annotation, molecular function: MAP kinase tyrosine/serine/threonine phosphatase activity; protein tyrosine/threonine phosphatase activity. Gene Ontology annotation, cellular component: cytoplasm. NCBI's taxonomy places the organism in Eukaryota, Euglenozoa, Kinetoplastea, Trypanosomatida, Trypanosomatidae. The transcript has a single exon. Gene Ontology annotation, biological process: negative regulation of MAPK cascade; protein dephosphorylation. The record is from RefSeq and is a predicted model, not a curated record.
AUGCCGACACGACCGCAGCAGCAGCGGCAGCGGCGGCAGCGGCAGCGGCAGCGGCAGCCACACCGGCCACCGUCGAAACAACUUCUGCAGAUACGCGAGGAGGGAGGCGGCAGCUACGUAGACUCGAAAACGCCGUUUCUACGCGGCGCCCCGUCCUGGUCGCCGAAGACCUCGCCGUCCGCCACGGCUGCAAUCGAUGGAUGCGCCGGCGGUCCCGGUGUCACAGCCAGCUUCCAUCGUGGCAGUGGUGCGGAGAUGACUAGCGCCGACGACGGCGACGGCGGGGACAGCGAUGAAGGUAAAAGGAUAGCGGCCAAGCUGUCAAGAGCACGGCACUCGCCGCAACACCCGCGACAGUCCCGUCGUCACUUGCGCAUGAGCCCACGCGUCACGUCAGCGUGCAAGGCGAAGAGUGGCGACCAGAGGCGUGCCUCAAGUUCCGGCAGCGGCCUUGACCGCGCGGCAGCGGCGGCUGUGUUGUUUUCGACCGCCUCUCUUGCCAGGUCUCCGCAGGCACGAGUGACGUCGUCACCUGCAGUGCUGGGUGGCCAUGUCACCUACUACGGCCCCCCGUCCUCGCGCAGCCUCUCCGACACGGACGGCAACGAGGCCGACACGCAGAAGAACCAGAGCAGCUGCAGUAGCAGCUCCUGCCUGGCCGCGGCGCAUACGGCGCCAGGGAGUGAGCCCUCGUCGCCGGCGGCGCGGGUUAGUGACUGCGGUGGCAGCGGUGGCAGGACCGCGUUUUCGAUUCCCGGUAGCGCCAAUGACGAUGCACGGUGGACGACGGCCGGCUGCAAGCCGGAGGCGGCGAUAAGCCGUGACGGCGAAAGUGGCUCUAGGGCGCACGCAUCCCCAUUGGCUCCGGGCACCACCACCACGACCCCACUAACAUACGCCGCAGUGGCCUCGUCGUCACUGCACGGCAAGCGACUGCCGAAGUCCCGCGUCAGCUUUAGCCAGUGGCGCAAGCGUGUAUGCUGCAGCAGCAGCGCCUCCAUCCCAAACACCAUCGAUAGCGCCAACACCUCGCCUGGCGCGUCCUCCACAACAGCGGUGGUCUUCCUGAACACCUUCCCCAGCACUCGACUGACGCUGACGACUCCCUUGGCAGCCGCGACGGCGAGCACGCCGCGUGCGACAGGCAAGAGCACACCGAUAAGCACGCCUUCCGUGGAUAGCAACACAGCUGAUGGUGACGACGGCAAAGCGAGCGCCCCAAGCGGCGACGAGCACGACUGCGCGAGCGGUGGGCCACAACAUUUCUCAGCGAGCGCGGCCAUGCCGCCCUUGCCUCCAUCUGUGCACCGUCACCAGCCGACGCACCUGAUUCUGCAGCUGCCCCACGCUCCACUACUGCCGCAGGCGCGCAACACUCCGGACUCGGACGACGAUAUGGUGUGCGACUGCUCUCCACGCACUGCCGGCACUUCUAGUAUAGCCGCAGCUGCCAAUGACCCGUCAUCGCCCGUGGUACUUCCGCCGAAGAGUAGCGGCACCGCUACCGCAGCCGCAGCGCCAACCCUGCCCUUCUCUGCAGCAGAGGUGACGUCCGCGAUGGGUGUGCGCAUGCCUGGCGUACAGACAGGCGAGCAGCAGCGGCGGCAGCAGUUGAACGCCCUGAAGCCUGUCAUGUCACCGCCCUAUAUGGCCUUCAGCCCCACGACCCCGCCGCACGGAGGCGCCAAAAGUGGCCCGCUCCUCAAGGUCUCCGCCACCGCCGCGGCGACAGCCGGUAAGGGCGUACACCGUGUCCCGUCUGCUGCCUCACUCUUCAACGCGGCGGAGAUACUGCCCGGGCUGUUCCUCGGCGCCUACGCUGACGCCACUAACACGGAGGCGCUGGCGGCGCACGGUAUUUCGCUUGUCAUCAACUGCGCGUACGAGUGCCCGGUGACGCCAGCGAUGGUGAACAACAACCAUCACGUCCGCUACGCUCAGUGUCCGCUGCGCGACCACUCGGACGAGGUCAUCGCACCCUUCUUCACACCUGUCACCCGCAUCAUCCACGAGCAGCUGCACCGCCGGGAAAUCAAUCAUCAGCGCAUGGCCCGCCGUGCCGCGACGAGCGCGCCGGGUGUCCAUGUGAACGACUCCGAGGAUCACGAAGUGCAGGAGCGCAUGCUGUGGGCCUGGACGGACGAGGCUGAGAACGUGUGGGUGGCUCAACCGUCGUUUGCGUCGCCGUCACUGCCGGUGGGUGGGCAGCCAUCGUUCAAGGAGAGCAAGCGAGAGACUCCCCGCACACCGUCCUCGACGCGGGGGCUCGGUGCGCGCUUCGGUGACGGCGCCGUGUGCAGCAGCACCAUCACCUCAUGCUCUCCGUCGCCGAUUCCGGGCGGCAACGCCACCUUCCCGCCCCUUGCCGUCACGCCCAUCACGGCUGAUCCGGUUGGCGCGACGGUCGCUGAAACUUCUGGUGCCACCACGGCUGCUGCCGCUGCUGUUCCAGGAUCGGCGGACGUGUCUUCGGCUGCGCAGAACGGCAACAAUGUCUGCACGAAUACGUUGUUCAACACGGUACCUGCGCCAACGUUCUCCACGACCUUCACCGAGGCGACGAGCUUCACGGCAACCACCGCACCCCCACCAGAAGCGUCUGCCAUCACCGCACUCCCCGCAUCGGCGUCGCCGCCGUCGCCGCUCACCGUCGUUGACCCACGCGACUGCGGUGGCGUGCUCGUGUGCUGCCGCAUGGGUGUGAGCCGCAGCGCCACCUUCAUCAUUGCCUACCUCAUCCUCUACGGCUGCACACUAGCACCACUAGAUGACACCGCCUCGCUCUUCGCGCACUUCCUCGAGCGAGAGCGCCGCAUCAUCGAAGAGGCAGGCGGGCUGACGUUCUUCACGGACAGCAACGGAGGCGUGUCCAACACAUCGUCCCAGGCCCUGGCGACGGCGCCGGCGUGCCCGGGGCGCGGCAGCAGGUGUGCGAACGGGGCCCUCACCCCGCACGGAAGUGCAGGCGUGAACGGUGUCCAGCCAUUCGUACAGAACCUCCUGGCAUCAAGCUCACCGCGGACACUCAGGCGCUCUGCCAUGAUACCCGUGUCGCCGCUACUUUCCGCCGGCGGCGGCGGGUGCGUUGCCGGCUCCCUCACAACCCCUCUGAGCGAGAAUCCCUCAACAAUCUCGCAGCAGCGGCUUCGCACGGGGUUGCCCGCCACCCAGAUCGAGCUCGCCUCGCGCGCGUGCCAAGCGUGCUACUUGUUGCACCUGCGAGAGCGGCGGGUGCAGCAGAAGACCUGGCGGCGACUCCUCAUCAGCGAGCAGCAGCAGCAGCAGCAGCAGCAGCAGCUGAGCGAUCAACAGGAUGAGGAACCGCAGAUGAUGACGCUGUCGGCGUCGCGCAUGGCGGCGAGAGAGGAAGGGCAAGGGUGCAGUCUGAUGGGCAGUGUCGAAGAUAAUUCAAACUUUGAAGGCGAUAGCAGCGCGAUGGCAAGCGUCCGCAGCGAUGGCGAGCACCAAGAGGAGCAGCAGCAUCACUAUCAUCGCCAUGUCUUCUGUGCGUUGCCGUCGUCAGCGCCGGUGCCCUCGUACCGCAGCGCGCGUGGAAGUCGCACGAUGACGCUGCUAGAGGCGGCCUACUCCGACGAACGCGUUGAUGCGGAUGACGGGGUGGACGAGGAGGAGGAUAGGCAGGAGGAGGAUGCUGCGCGGACGGCUGUUGGGCAGAGAUCGGAAAACCUUGCUGCGGUCAGUGCAGCCACCACGCCAACCCAGAUGGUGCGAGACAAGCUCCCAACGCACAAGGUGUGCGUCGCGGCCGCAGAGGCGGCCCCCACCACACCUAAUCACAGCACUGUUGCCUCGGCGCUCAUCGGCGACGGCGGGGGCGUGUACGAAACGCCUCUGGCGCUCCGUGAGCAGCAGCAGCAGCAGCAGGCGCCGUUGCGCUCGUCCUGCAGGAUUCUCUCCCCACAGCCACACAUGAAGGGCCUCCCCCACAGCGACCUGAGCGCCAGCGCGAGCACGUUUCUACCCGUCAGUUUUACCAGCAGCGGGGGCGGCGAAGGCGGGAGCGCCUUCGGAGGCACAGCGCCGGCGAUGACGUACCGCGAGGCUUUUGAUGCGGUGAAGCGGCAGAAGGCCGACGUCAACCCAAACAUCGGCUUCAUCCUGGCGCUGCGCGAGCUCGCCGGGGGCGGCGACUUCAGCUUCAGCACGUCCUUCUGA